This is a messenger RNA of Spirodela intermedia, 2027 nucleotides long. The record is from the annotation of a GenBank genome assembly. Lineage: Eukaryota; Viridiplantae; Streptophyta; Magnoliopsida; Alismatales; Araceae.
AUGCUGAUCCGGUUUUCCCCGAGCUACUUAUUUCUUUUCUCCGUGAUCUCGUGUGUAGCAUCGAAGCUGAGGUACCCGCUGAGGUCGGCUAGCAAACCGCGGGAUGGGAAGGUGGCGGGGGUUGUCGCAUCGGGUUCUUCCUUAAGAAAGUAUGAUAACGUUCCCUUGAUAAUGUACCUGACCGGUUUUUAGUCUCCUUCGUUGAUUGAUUACGUGUUUUUUCCGGUUUGCUCUCGGCGUGGUUAAUGUUACUCUGAAGGGCGAUGCUUCUUAUGAUAAAGGGGCCCCUCCAGUUUUCCUGUUUAGUUAUUGAAUCAUAUUUGUAGAAGGUAGAUCUUCCUUAUGAGGGUAACGCUAGACAUGUUGAUCACUUUUUCCAUUUCAGAGUAUGCCCCUCAGUUGUUACUUUAGACUCUAUAUCAUCGCCUCCAAUGACCGUGUGAUCAGCUCGUCGCCUCCAAUUACCUUCUUCUGCUAAUGUCUGCUCGAAAUUCCGAUGAUCAAAACUGGAAGAUGAUCUGAAACAAUGGAUGUUUUACAAACUUUUGAAUGUUUAAGAUAAGUGAAAGUAAGACGUUUAAUAUAUGCCUCUCUCGUGUUCCAUUUGUAGAGGAACUUCGCCGAGUGUAAGCAAGAGCAUCAGCGUGCUUCAACUCUCUGAAAAGGGAAAAACUCCGAAACCCCCUCGGAGGCUUUCAAUUCCUUCCAAGUCUUCGUCGUCCAGUUCACGCCCCGCAACGAUCGGAAGCGUAACUCCAAUUUCCAAGUAUCAUGUCAACAAACAGGAUCAUCAAGGGAACAGCGAUACUCCCGCGUCUGAUGCGUCAAAGUCUGUCAGCAGGAAGAAAUUUAGUGUGCUAUCCUCAGUAUCUUAUUGGUUGUCCCAGAUUAAGCUGUCCGAGUCGGCUGCUAAGCACUCUGUCUCUCUCGGUUUCUUCAAGCUUGCUUUAGAAUCCGGAUGCGAGGUAUAUUCUGGAACCCUGUCCAUCUCUCGCUUAACUAUUGUAUACAUCAUCGGUUUCGAGGAAUCUCCCUUCUGUAAAGACCAUAUAUAUAUAUAGUUUUCUGUCUAAACUAUAAUAGAGUUUAAUAUUCGUAGGAGUGAUCAUCGAGAAGAUAAUCUUGCCGCAGCAGCGUAUAGAUUGUUUUCUUAUUUCUUGUGGCUUUCAAGUAGUUCAUUGACUUUCCAUCGAAUCAAACCUUCAGCCUCUACAGCGUGUACGCGAGGAGCUGAAAUCCUAUGCUAACCGUCACAAGAUCUUAGAACUGGGGGAACCCGCGAGAGAAGUUCUGAAAAGCUACAGCAUUUUAGAAGAGGUGGAGGAAUUUUCGCAAGCUGCCCAGUCUUGCUCUCAGCAACCGGCAAGAUCAGAUGAAGAAGAGACGAAAUGUUCAGAUGAAGUCAGCAGCUGUUCUUCAAGAUCAGGCAAUCCGCAACCCAAGCCUGUAAAAUCCGCCAUUCUUGGCGUUGCAGCGACAACCAAGGACAGCUCUCGAAAUGGAUCCACAGCUGCCAAGAGUAGGCCACCCUACAACAGGACCCGACCCGUCACUGAUGCCUCCAAUCGUAAAGCUCCGAAGCCUCAGAAACAGCAAAAGAAUGCCUCCUCUGACAUUGAGAAACCGGAGCUCAAGACGCCCACACUGAAGAAACCUGCACCUGAAAUUGGUAACGGCUGUUCAGAUCAGAAAAUUUCUCCUCUUCAGAUUAUCGCAAUCUGCUAUAUAUAUAUUUAUACGGUUGGUGAAGAUCCGAGUGGAUCAGUCAGGAACACUGGGGGAUUCUCCUUAUAAUUUCUGAUCAAAUAGCUCCACUAGAAACUAAUCCCUUUCUUUUUCAUAUCUUGAUUCAGCCUGCACUCCACCCCCGAAGGAAACCCCCCUUGAGGAUAAGGAGAACGUGGUGAGAUAGAUCUCUUCACUUGGAACUCUCGAAUAUCUUCUGACGCGCCGAUCCCCGGUGACUGUGCCAGGAUCAUGAACUCGCGGAGCAGGCGAAUCCGGGCCCAGAAGUGGAAACCACGUGA